AUGGUCAACGUUACUACUGAAAGAGUUGGUGUGGAUAAUACUACUGGUGAUGCUAUUUCUCAGGGUACAAAUUAUUACCUUUCUUGGAGAAAUAAUUAUUCUCGACCAUGCAUAAACUUGGAAGAUGGAACUCCAGAAAUCUCUUCAAUUCCAAGAUAUUUUAAUACUAAUUGGGCAGAAAAGUUCAUUAAAACUAAUAAUGAGUUUUGUAACAUUAGUAACGAGGAUAAUGAUAAUAAUGACAAAAGCAGUUUUGAGAUGAAUAAUUUUAAAACUACCUCAAAGCUACUAGACAAUUCUAAAUUAGCUGAUAGUUCUUCUCCCAUAUCAUAUACUCAGAAUUAUACCAAUGGUUAUUUGAAAUCUAAUAAUAAUAGUAAUAAUAAUAAUAAUAAUAAUAAUAAUAAUAAUAAUAAUAAUAGUAAUGAUGAUAAACGUCCAGAAUUGAACACGUAUAAUAGUAACACUAAGAAUAACACUCACUAUAAAAAUUACCAUAACACUGGACAUGAAGAACAAAAUGAUAAUCCUAAUGGAGCAAGAAUUGCAUACAAUAACUAUCAAAGUAGAAGCUCAAGAGGUGUAGGAAAUACAAAUGUUAACCACAAUACUGGUAGCAACACCGGCAGCAGCAGUAGUAGCAGUAAUAACAAUAAUGAUUAUCAUAGUACUAGCGGGAGUAGUAUCGAUGAUAGUAGCAGGAAUAGUUAUGGUGAUAGUAAUACAAAUAAUUAUUAUUAUAGUAGUAGGAAUAACAAUUAUGAUUAUAGUAAUAGAGGUAGUAAUGGGACUAGACAAAGAGGCACUUAUGGUGAAAGAAAUAGGAACUAUUAUAGUUCACAACGGUUUCAACUUGAUUAUAACAAUAGCAUUCAAACCAAAUAUAAAUGUGAAAAUAGAGGCAAAUGGGAAGAUAAUAAACAUAUUCCAGCUAAAAAAAAUUUAAAAGUGGAAAAAUAUUUAUUCGGUUCCAUUGAUGAUUUAAAUUUAGUCACAACAGGAAUUAAUUUUGAUCACUAUGAUAAUAUCCCAAUUGAUAUAUCAGGGAAUAAUGUUCCUGAACCAAUCACCCAAUUUACAUCUCCUCCAUUAGAUAAUUUAUUAGUAGAAAAUAUUAAAUUAGCAAGAUUUAAUAAACCCACCCCAAUUCAAAAAUAUUCGAUUCCAAUUGUUAAUCAAGGUAGAGAUUUGAUGGCAUGUGCUCAAACUGGUUCAGGGAAAACAGAUGCGUUUUUAUUCCCGAUCUUAUCAAAAGCUUUUUCAUUAGGUCCUUCCAUAAAUAAUAAUAAUGAUAAUGAUAAUGACGCAAAUCAAUAUAAUAAAAUAUCAAAGUAUCGUGCAAAAAACAUUAAGCCUAUAAUCCUUAUUUUAGCUCCAACAAGAGAAUUAGCGAAUCAGAUUUUUGAAGAGGCAAGAAAAUUUUCUUAUAGAUCUUGGAUUAGACCAUGUGUUGUUUAUGGUGGUACAAACAUCUUCACUCAAAUGAAAAAUUUAGAAAACGGCAGUCAAUUAUUGGUGGCUACUCCAGGUAGAUUAAAUGAUUUAAUGGAAAGAGGAAAAAUUUCUUUAUCCAAUAUUAAAUAUUUAAUCCUUGAUGAAGCAGAUAGAAUGUUGGAUAUGGGAUUUGAAUUACAAAUUAGACAAAUCGUGGAACAUUAUGAUAUGCCAAUCGCCACAUCGAGACAAACUUUAAUGUUUUCUGCUACUUUCCCAUCAAAUAUACAAAACUUAGCAGGAGAUUUUUUAAAUGACUAUAUUUUCUUAUCAGUCGGCAAAAUAGGUUCCACUACUGAUAAUAUUAUUCAACAUAUUUAUUAUGUUAGACAAGAAGAAAAAGAUAAUACUCUACUGGAUCUUUUGGAUUCCAAAAAUUAUAAAAAAAAGCAAACUUUGAUAUUUGUCGAAACUAAAAGAUCUGCUGAUGCAUUGACAGAUUUGUUGAUAAUUGAAGGUUAUAAAGCCACUGCUAUUCAUGGCGAUCGUACGCAACUUGAACGCGAACGUGCCUUAACCGCAUUUAAAACAAAAAGGGCAAACGUUUUAGUUGCAACUUCUGUAGCUGCAAGAGGUUUAGAUAUUCCAAAUGUGGCACACGUUUUAAAUUAUGAUUUACCAAAUAAUAUCGAUGAUUAUGUACAUAGAAUUGGUAGAACAGGUCGUGUAGGUAACAUUGGUAUGGCGACUUCUUUCUUCAAUGAGAAUAAUGCUUUAAUUGCGAAAAGAUUGGUUGGAUUAUUAAGGGAAACAAAUCAACAAGUACCAAAAUUUUUAAAUGAUAUCCCAAGAAAUAAUUCUCAUAAUAAUAAUUCUUACACUAAUAAUUCUCAUAAUAGCAGAAAGAUGAAAAAUAGUUUCAGAAGUUAUAGACAACAAGGUAGAAAUUCUAAGAAUCAUUCAAAAAAUUCUCAUGAAGGUUUUUAUUCUCAGAGAACAUUGGGAGGGAGAAGAACAGAAAGAGAAAGAGAUACAACUAGAAACAUUAAUCCUAAAAUAUAUUCUGUUAGGCCACCUCAUAAUAGAAAAAAAAAAUGGGGUUCUCAAUGGGGUGAUUCCAUCAUCUCAGUAGAUAAUCAAUCUGAUGAGCAACAAGUUUGGUGGUGA
Henningerozyma blattae CBS 6284 is the source of this 2601-nucleotide messenger RNA. RefSeq names its product DEAD/DEAH box helicase. The transcript has a single exon. The record is from RefSeq and is a predicted model, not a curated record. Bases 1 to 2601 code for a protein of 866 amino acids. Gene Ontology annotation, molecular function: ATP binding; RNA binding; RNA helicase activity. Gene Ontology annotation, cellular component: nucleus. Lineage: Eukaryota; Fungi; Ascomycota; Saccharomycetes; Saccharomycetales; Saccharomycetaceae.